AAUCUUGAUGGUGUGGCGCGGUUUAAUCUCGAUGGGCAAGAUGUAGGUUAUGCCGUUGCCGUUACGCGACCAAUCGCGAUGAUCGGCGAGGAUCGCGGGUCCGUCAAAGUCGGUCUUGAUGCGGCUUCGUUGGUUGGUUCGGCG
Acaulospora morrowiae is the source of this 144-nucleotide messenger RNA. NCBI's taxonomy places the organism in Eukaryota, Fungi, Glomeromycota, Glomeromycetes, Diversisporales, Acaulosporaceae. The record is from the annotation of a GenBank genome assembly.